Messenger RNA from Nicrophorus vespilloides, 1670 nucleotides. RefSeq names its product argininosuccinate lyase. Lineage: Eukaryota; Metazoa; Arthropoda; Insecta; Coleoptera; Silphidae. The transcript has 7 exons. The record is from RefSeq and is a predicted model, not a curated record. The coding region runs from base 178 to 1587 and encodes 469 amino acids. Gene Ontology annotation, cellular component: cytosol. Gene Ontology annotation, molecular function: argininosuccinate lyase activity.
AUCGGAUCGAACGAAAAGCGCGCAAUGAUUCUUUGGGAAAAAAAAGGCGGAUCGGAUCGUUCGGAGUCAAUUAGGACCGAGCAAACAGAUUCAAUGCAAUUCGCGAUCGUCGUUCCCCGUUCAGUGUUGGAUGAGAAGAGAAGAGAAAACGGAGAUACAGUUUGAGCAGCGCGAUUCAUGCAUUCCGUAUCGUACGCCCGAUCUCACAAACUAUGGGGAGGACGUUUCAAGAGCAGCACCGAUCACCAACUGGAGCAGCUCAACGCUUCGAUCCACGUGGACAGACGGAUGUACGCCGAAGACAUCGUCGCGAGUCAAGCUUACGCGAAGACAUUGAACAGCAUCCAACUGCUGACCAACGAUGAGACGAGUAAAAUCUGCACCGGAUUGGAUCAGGUCAAGCAGGAAUGGGACGAGGGAUCCUUCAACAUCGUCAACGACGAGGACAUUCACUCGGCGAACGAGAGGAGGCUCAAGGAGAUCAUCGGAGAACCCGCGACGAAGUUGCACAUGGGUCGCAGCAGGAACGAUCAAGUCGCCACCGACAUGAAGCUCUGGUUGAGAGGAGCGUUGAAGAAGUUGGACGAGAAACUGCGGAAUCUGAUUGAGGUGAUGGUGAAUAGGGCGAGAGAUGAAAUCGAUUACUUGAUGCCGGGAUACACGCAUCUGCAGAGAGCGCAACCCGUUAGAUGGAGCCACUGGCUUUUGAGUCAUGCGUGGAACUUUAAGAGCGAUUGUGAGAAGAUCAAGGAUCUGCUGAAACGCGUGAACGUGAUGCCGCUGGGAAGCGGUGCGUUGGCGGGAAAUCCCUUCGACAUUGAUCGCAAUUUGUUGGCGCACAACCUGGGUUUCAGCGAUUUAACGCAGAACAGUAUGCAGGCUGUGGGCGAUCGAGACUACAUCGCCGAAUUCUUGUUUUGGGCCUCGUUGACCGGAAUCCAUUUGACAAGAUUGUCGGAAGAUCUGAUCAUCUACAGCUCGAAGGAGUUCAACUUCGUGGAGAUCCACGACUCGUUCUCGACCGGGAGCAGUCUGAUGCCGCAGAAGAGGAACCCGGACAGUCUGGAGUUGAUCCGCGGCGUCGGCGGAGGUCUUUUCGGGCAGUGCUGCAGCUUCAUGAUGGUCCUGAAGAGUCUUCCGUCCACGUACAACAAGGAUCUGCAAGGCGACAAGGAGGCGAUGUUCUCAUCGUUCGAUAAGAUGAUCUCGAUCUUGGACGUGGCGAGCGGCACUCUGGAGAGUCUCAAGGUGAACGCGUCCAAUUGCCACGAAGCUUUAUCGUUCGAUAUGUUAGCAACGGAUUUGGCUUACUAUUUGGUGAGGAAAUCGGUGCCGUUCCGCGAAGCCCAUCACAUCGCCGGUAAAGUCGUUUCAGCUGCGGAGGCGAGAGGAGUCGAGAUGUACGAUCUCACUUUGGAAGAGCUGAAAACCAUCAGUAAGCAUUUCGACGCGGACGUCGCCAAAGUUUGGAAUUACGUGAACAGCGUCGAGCAGUACGAGGCGAUCGGUGGGACAGCGAAGAACAGCGUCCUGCAGCAGAUCCAAACCUUAGAUUAUUGGCUCGAAGCAGGCUCUGCAGAUCUGUAAACAAAAACAACAAAAACAUUUGAAAAAAACAAAAUCAAUUACUUAAGUUGUCUAUCCUGUAAACAAUAAAUCGUACCAACUUA